This is a messenger RNA of Iphiclides podalirius (scarce swallowtail), 261 nucleotides long. The record is from the annotation of a GenBank genome assembly. Lineage: Eukaryota; Metazoa; Arthropoda; Insecta; Lepidoptera; Papilionidae.
AUGAAAUCACUAUCCUGGGUCCCGACAGUAUCCCGGGAUGAAUCUCAACCCUGUUCUGGAGGACGUCCUGAAGCCAUGGCUAACGGCGAUGGCCUCACUUUCAACACGUACGGCGAGAGGGCUUGGGACCCUGUCCACACAUAUUGUGAGGACAGUAUCACCCGGAAGGAGGCCGAGGAGAUGCAGAGACCCCACCCAGCCAACUUCCCUAGUGAUAAUGAGCCUCUGGGCACCAGGGAUACUACAGGGGCACUGGUGGUA